This is a messenger RNA of Exaiptasia diaphana, 2793 nucleotides long. Its product is annotated as lipoxygenase homology domain-containing protein 1-like. The transcript is spliced from 13 exons. Gene Ontology annotation, molecular function: protein binding. Lineage: Eukaryota; Metazoa; Cnidaria; Anthozoa; Actiniaria; Aiptasiidae. Bases 143 to 2602 code for a protein of 819 amino acids. The record is from RefSeq and is a predicted model, not a curated record.
GAGCUGUUUUUAUGUGAGCACUUGGUUAUUUUCAAUGUURUAUGUUGAUCUUAACUUUAGACUGAGCUAAGUUCUGCUGUCGGGUGUUUUUUGUGACCAGUCUUUGUCUUUUGAUAACCCUUAAUUUGAUAGCUAAGCCACCAUGUACACCUAUACGAUCCGUAUGUACACAAGUUCCCUUUCCUGGGCGGGUACAAACGCGAACGUAAACCUCACACUCUAUGGAACAGAGGSCGAAUCACAAGAACAAAUAUUCAAAAACGACUUGAAAACGACUUUYAAAAGUGGCACGAAGGACACAUUCACUGUUGAUACAGAGGUAUCAUUGGGAACCCUAACUAAAGUUCGUGUUGGUCACGAUAAUACAGGUCAUCUUCCUGGCUGGAAGCUUGUCAAGAUUGAAAUCGAAGAUGAUAUGACAGGAAAAGGGAUCGAGUUUGAUUGCUACCAAUGGUUUGAUUUGGAAAGCGGAGAUGGAAAGAUCCAGCGUGAAUUGCACCCAUCAGGAGACUUCAAGGCGAAAACAUACCUUUAUAAAAUAUUUUUCCACACUGGUGAAGUGAGCUUGGCUGGAACCGAUGCAAAUGUCUUUAUCACAUUGUUUGGCACAAAAGGCGACAGUGGGGAGAUUAAGAUUGACAACCAAGGGAAUACAACGUUUGAAAAUGGCAUGAUAGACACGUAUGAUAUUGAGAAGAGACUUCCUCUGGGUACCCUGACUAAAGUUCGUGUUGGUCACGAUAAUACGGGAUUUGGUCCAGGCUGGUUUCUCGAUAAGAUCACCGUGGUCGACGUUCUUAAUGAUCAAAAAGUUGUGUUCCCGUGUGGCCGCUGGCUUUCUGUCGAUGAAGACGACGGAAUGAUAGAAAGACAACUCAUAGGGGACGACUUUGAAAUAAGAGACAAAGAAGCCAAAAUUCGGGAAAUGAAAGAGCAAGAAGAGGAAGACAGGAAAAGAAGGGAAGAGGAAGAGAGAAGAAUGAGAGAAGAAGAAGAAAGAAAGAGAAGAGAGCAAGAACAAAUCGAAAAGUUCGAAAAUGACAAAAAGAAAAAAGAGGAAGAAAGAAAAAGAAGGAUAGAAGAGAAUAGAAAGAAACGUGAGGAAAGGGAAAAGAGAAGAAGUCGGGAAAUUCUUGGUGAAAUCGAUGUUCAAACCGAGAGAGAAAGAAAAAGAAGUGAAUCCGAAGAAAAAAAGCGAAGAGAAGAGGAAAUAGAGCGAAAAGAAAAAGAAAUACUCAAGAAAGAAGAAGAAAGAAARGUUAAGAGACAAAAAGAAGAAGAUGUUUGGAAAAGAAAGGGGAAGGACGAAGAAAAGGAAGAAGAGAGGAACGAAAGAAACCAAGAGGAUAUACUCUUGAGAGAAGAGGAAAAGCACAGAGAAAAACUUAAACUUUUGAUAAAGAAUGAAGAGCGCAGAAGAAAUGAGGAAAAAUGUAGGARAGAAGAGGAAAACCGCCGUAGAAAAGAAGAAAACCGAAGAAAAGACGAAGAAAGACGAAGGGAAGGAGAGGAAAAKCGAAGGAAAAAGGAGGAGAACCGGAGAGAAGAGGAGGAGAACCAAAGGAAGAGAGAGGAGUCUCGUAGAAAGGAAAAAGCCAAACACAGAAACGAAGAAGAUGAUGAAGAAGAAGAGGAACAACGUAGAAAAGAAGAAGAAAAACGCAGGCGUGAAGAGGACAAAGUCAGAGAUGAGGAAGAUAAACGUAGAAAAGACGAAGAUAAGCUAAGAGAAGAGGAAAAAGAACUAAGGGACAAAGAAGAACAGCGAAGAAGAGAAGAAGACAAACGCAGGAAGCAAGAGGAUGAUCAACGAAAGAAAGAAGAUCGGGACCUAGAACUCCAACCAAAUGAGUUUCUCUACAGAAUUUAUUUCUACACGGGAGAAAAAUGGUUUGCUGGCACAGAUUCAAAUAUCUAUGCUACAUUAUUUGGAACGARAGGGGACAGUGGACAGUUUAAGUUUGUUAACCAAGGGACCACAACUUUUGAAGCAGGAAUGUUGGACACAUACGAUAUCAAGACRAAAUUCCCYCUGGGUACCCUGAAGAAGAUUCACGUUAGUCAUGACAACAAGGGCUGGUUACCAGGCUGGUAUCUCAACAAGAUAACUGUAAGAGACACGGUCAAUGGUCAUACCGUUGUGUUUCCUUGUGGCAGAUGGUUAAAAGGAGGCGAAAUAUUCGCUGAUAAAAACGACUUCAAGAUAAGRGACAGAGAAGGAAAAGCAAAAGAAGACGAAGAACAAAGGAGAAAACAGGAAGAGCAGCAAAGACAGGAUGAAGAAAAGAAAAGACAGCAGGCGGAAAGAAAUCGUCAAGAAGAGGAAAAGAAACGACAAGAAGCAGAAAAAAGACGUCAAGAAGAAGAACGAAAAAGACAAGCGGCGGAGCAAAAACGAAAAGACGAAGAAAAAAAACGACAAGACGCUGAGAUGAAGAGACAACAAGAAAGAGAAAUGAGAACGUACAAAGUGUAUUUGUUUACUGAAGACGCGUUCGGGGCCUGGACCGGAACUGAUAUCUAUUUAACCUUAUAUGGAAGUGAGGAAGAAUCCGCAGAGUAUGUUGUCAAUAGUGAAGGACCCUUUGGAGAUGGAAUGUAAGUAGAGUAGUUAUAUAACGACAGUAGUGAAAUCAUGUCUACAUCCGUCAGUCGUAUAUAUAUAUACUAUACUAUAAAUUGAAGAAAUUGAAGAAAAAGGCACACAAMUUGCAACUAGUAUUUCUACUCUUUAUUCGAACGUUUCGGCACUUCGGCCUUCUUCAGCAAACUCUAUAUAUACUAUACUAUAUA